Molecule: messenger RNA, 273 nt
Organism: Phytophthora megakarya
Lineage: Eukaryota; Oomycota; Peronosporomycetes; Peronosporales; Peronosporaceae
Source: the annotation of a GenBank genome assembly
AUGCACUCCCGCCGGCAGCCCGAGGGGUUAGGGGCUCGGCCGAUCGCGCUUAGGUGCCGUAAGCUGCGGAUCCAAUUCCGAGAGAAGUUGGAAGAGCUGAUCAAGGGUCUCCUGAAGCCACGGGCAUUCCCGAUAGUCGUGAUCAUCAAGAAGAACGAAAUGGAUAUACGAUUGUGUUUUGAUUAUCGGUUCGUUUAUAGUCUGACACAUCUGAUGGUCUACCCGAUGCCGCUGAUCAACGAUCUCCUGGAGGAUCUAGAGUCUACACUAUGA